AGUAAGAUUCACGUCUCCUUGAAGGCCAGAUAUUUUUUUUGGUUCUAAAGAGUUUCAGUUCAAAGUGCCAGAGUAUUCGAGCCGAAUUUUUUAAAAAAAGAUUUUGCGAUUGACCAUUGAAAAACCAAGUUCAAGACCAUAAAAAAUUUACAACUGCGCAAUCAGCCAACAAACUCAGACCAGUGAAAAAAUGGCCGCCGUAAUACCAGCAGUAACGAAAAUUUCACCGCGAGUUAUCAGAAUCUUGGGAUGUAACCCGGGAAUUAUGACCCUCCAAGGGACCAACACGUACAUCGUUGGAACCGGAAAAAGGAGAAUCUUGAUCGACACCGGCGAAGGCGGCGUUCCUCAAUACAUCAACCUCCUAAAAUCAGUUCUAACAUACGAAGGCAUCGAUUUAGCCCACAUCUUCAUUACCCACUGGCACCACGACCACAUUGGAGGGCUAUCAGAAAUUCUCAACGAUCUUCAGGAAAAAACAAAGCACUGUCAAGUCUGGAAGUACCCGAGCUCCAAGGACGACAUUAACAAGAACGAGAAGAUCGAGAUGCUGAAGGACGGGCAGGAAUUCGCUGUGGAAGGAGCCACGUUGCGGGUGCACCACACCCCGGGACACUCCGAUGAUCACGUAGUACUGCACCUGCUGGAAGACAACGUUCUAUUCAGCGGUGAUUGCAUUUUGGGCGAAGGUACCGCCGUCUUCGAGGACUUGUACGAUUACAUGCGCUCCUUGAGCGAUAUAGCCGAUUUAAAACCGGCCGUUAUCCUCCCAGGACACGGAAAUGUCGUCCAGGAUCCUAUUGAGAAAAUCGACUUCUACAUCAGCCACCGCAAGGAACGCGAACAGCAAAUCAUCGAGUUUUUGAAUUCGCAUCGCGACGAGAGCUUCGACGAAGCGGAUUUAGUGAAGAAUAUCUACGAGGAUCUGCCGGAGAACCUCGCGAAGGCCGCGCAGAACAACGUCGGGCACCAUUUGGUGAAGCUCUUCAGGGAGCAGAAGGUGAAGAAAAUGAACGAUAAAUGGAUGUUCAAGGAGAAGGACGAGAUCAAAAGCCAUGUAUAGUUUCUGAGAUAAGCAAACUUUAUGCGCUGCAAUCAACAAGACAGUGAAAAUAUUGGUUGUGAAAAUAAUUUAAUUGCAAAUUGUAGAUUUUAUAAUGCCUCGGAAUUCAGAAUCCAUAAAGCUCAACUGUGUUUUUAGAAUUACAUUUGUCCUCUGUAAUCAGAAAUAUUUUCAAUAACCGCAGAAGACUGGAAAUAAUUUAGAAAAUACGAAAAAUUUUCUGAUGCACAAUAAAUGGUUAACUUAAUUUAGUUUAGAUUUCUAAUUAAAAGUAUUGUAAGUUUGUAUUUUUUAUUAAAUCAAAUAAUUCAACCGAGCCAUGAGAGAGAUUCACAUUUACACUAAAAUGAUCCUUCCUGGCUUGAAACCUAAUUAUACCGUUUUUUAUGUAUUACUUUAUAAAAAGUUUAUUGGAAAAUAAAUAAAGAGUUUAAAUAUUCUUACAAUGUCUAUCUCUUGAUCUUCUUCGAUGGAGGCGGCAUAAUGUCAGAGUCAUCGUUAAACCUGUGCUCAUUUAUGUAGAAUAAUAGGAUUUCCUUUGUAACAGGAUUUUUUAUACUAUCACCUACAGCUAAAAAAUAAAAAACAUUGCCUAUUCAGUAACUUUUGGAAUAUACAAAAAAAUUGUAAACCUAUACGAAUAAAAUAUAAAUCUACCUAUUGCAGUAUCGUAGCUAUUUGGAAAGUUUUUAUCCGUCCUUUCCCUCAUAAAUACCCACUGAUUAUUCUCGUAUUUGCAUUCUACUAUUUUCCCAUUAUAGUCUUUUAAUUGUUUAGUAUACUUCAUUUCAGCUAAACAUAUUUCUUGCUUGCCUUUAUUCACAAAGAGGGAAGCUUUUUUCACAGGAAGCAACCUAAGAAAAAUGCGAAGGAAAUUAAAUACAACUAGGUAUCGCGCCUUAAUAACACCUACCCCAUUCCAGAGGUCACGACAAUCUUCAAUCGAAAAUCAACAGAAUUAAGGCUAAGUGGUUUCCAUUUCAGGACAUCGUUGCAAGGACCAGCCGUGUAAGGCUGCAAAUAAAAAGAUAGUUUUUGACGAAACAAAACAUUAGUGUACCACAAACCUCCUUAGCUGGUUGAAAUAUAAGCCCGUCGGGCUCGUGAGACAAAGUUUUGGCGAACUUUUCCCCUAAUAAACUAGCCGCCUGAGUAAUUGGCCAAAAAUCUUUUUUCCUCACACUGAACGGCUCGGUUUCUUUCCUAAUUAAUCCUUUUUCCAUAGCUAAAUAUCUAGGUUUAAUUACUUCGUUUUCUAUGCAUUGCAACCUCUCCGGAUGGUCCAAUUCUUUGCCCACUUUUUGCUCUUCGUAUUCUAUUAUAUCGUACGCUAAAUACCUAGGGAUGUUUUUCCCGUUUACUUUAUCUAUUACCAUCUCCUGCAAAAAGAUGAAAAUUAGCAAUAGGCGAGCGAAGAAAGUGCAAUUUGCACUUACCCCAUCUAAUAAAGUAUUUCUAAUGUAUCUCUUAAUGUUUGUUCUAUGUACAAAUUGAAGGCCAUUAACUUUGAAAACGCUGUGAUUACGAUCGAAAAGGUACACUUCAUCUUUACCAUCAAUAAGCAUCAAAUACCUAGUACCAUCAGCUUUCCAUGAAACUCUAUAAUUUAAUCGUUGCAUUAAAUAUAUUAGGUAAAUAAUUAAUUUAGUACCUGUAGGAUUUUUGCCCUAGAAGUUCUAAAUUGUUCAUGUCCAUAGAUACAGGCUGGCUUCCUGGAAAAGUCGUGUGUCUCCAUCCACACAUGGUAAUCACUUUCUUUUGCAAAUAAGAAGAUUUCGGUUGUUCUUCGAACGAAUCGACUCCAGGGACUCCCUCCAUAAAUUUGGGGUUUUUAACGUUAUGCCUACGUUUCUU
Phyllotreta striolata is the source of this 2917-nucleotide messenger RNA. NCBI's taxonomy places the organism in Eukaryota, Metazoa, Arthropoda, Insecta, Coleoptera, Chrysomelidae. The record is from the annotation of a GenBank genome assembly.